Molecule: messenger RNA, 901 nt
Organism: Fusarium vanettenii 77-13-4
Lineage: Eukaryota; Fungi; Ascomycota; Sordariomycetes; Hypocreales; Nectriaceae
Exons: 2
Coding region: 1-795 (264 amino acids)
Source: RefSeq, a predicted model, not a curated record
AUGCCUCGACCCUCAUUGCUCAUCGUCCCCGGGGCUUCCGGCCUCCCCGAGUUUUAUGACCCAUUUGUCGAAGCUGUGACAGCAGGAGGCUACGAUAUCAAAGCCUUGCAUAUCCCCAGUGUUGGCCUUGUGACAGGUGCUAGGGAGGGCCCACUGCCGACAAUGUACGACGAUGCAGAAUUCGUCGCAAAGCACGUCCGCGAACUCGCCGAUCUUGGCCACGACGUGAUCCUCAUUACUCACUCCUACGGCGGAACGCCAGCUACAGAGAGUGUGAAAGGAUUAACCAAGAAAGAGAGACAGAAUCAGGGUCUGAAGGGUGGAAUAAUCGGGCUUGCCUACAUGACAUCUCUGGUGCCCAACAUCGGGGGGUCAGCUGGAGCCGUCAAGGCAGCCUUCCCGGACGAGGAAAAGGUUCCCAUGGCAAUAGAUGAAAAUGGCUGGUUUUAUUACCCAGAUAUCCCAAAGCUCGCCGAGCUGUCCUUCUCGAACAUGCCCAAGGAUGAAGGCGAAUUUUGGGCUGCAAAGCUAGCGAAACACUCAUCCACUAGCUUUGCCAAUCCGUUGACAUAUGCUGGUUUCAAGGAUGUCCCGGUGUCUUAUCUCCUUUGUGAGAACGACAGGGCAAUCUCGCCCCAGGUUCAGAGAGCUGGCAUUGAUAUGAUCGAGAAGGAGAGCGGUAACAAGGUUGAUGUUACAAGCAUUCCCGGUGACCAUGUGGCGCCUUUGAGCUCCAAGACUGAAGUUGUCGACUGGAUUGUUGGUGUGGCUGAACGUAUGAGUGGUCUGUCUUAAAGCUAUGUCCCUUGGGCAGUCAAGGCGGGUGUCUGGCCUUUGAAGACUUGGCCAUCCUUUCAAUGUUCUUAGUAAUGGGACAAUGCAAUAUAUCUGCUAUGGGUUU